Messenger RNA from Coffea eugenioides, 1720 nucleotides. Its product is annotated as probable polyol transporter 4. Gene Ontology annotation, cellular component: membrane. The transcript has 3 exons. Gene Ontology annotation, biological process: transmembrane transport. Lineage: Eukaryota; Viridiplantae; Streptophyta; Magnoliopsida; Gentianales; Rubiaceae. Gene Ontology annotation, molecular function: carbohydrate transmembrane transporter activity. The record is from RefSeq and is a predicted model, not a curated record.
AUGGAACUCCAAGAAACUGGGAACGUGGGUGUCCCAAAGUACAAGAAGACGGAUUAUGAUACAACAGAAGAGGAAAUUCAGCGUAUUGCAUGCAAAGAAAAUGGAAAAAAUAGCAGCAAGAGAUAUGUACUAGUCUGUUCCAUCUUUGCCUCUCUAAAUUCUGUGAUUCUUGGAUAUGAUGUUGGAGUUAUGAGUGGAGCAAUAUUAUUUGUUCAAGAAGAUUUAAAGAUUUCUGAGUUACAAGUAGAAGUCCUUGUCGGGAUUUUGAGCAUAAUUUCACUGGCGGGUAGUCUAGCAGGGGGUAAAGCAUCAGAUGCCAUUGGUAGAAAAUGGUCUAUGGCAUUUGGGGCCAUUGUGUUUCAAUCUGGUGCUGCUAUUAUGGCUCUUGCUCCCUCUUUCGAGGUGCUAAUGGUCGGAAGGAUUUUGACUGGGAUUGGAGUAGGCUUUGCAGUGGCGAUUGCACCUAUAUACAUUGCUGAGAUAUCCCCUAGUGUUGCUAGAUGAUAGGGAUCAUUAACCUCCAUCCCCGAAAUUUCCAUUAAUUUUGGGAUCCUGCUUGGUUAUGUUUCAAAUUAUGCCUUCUCAGGACUGCCCGUACACACAAAUUGGAGGAUCAUGCUUGCUGCUGGGAUUCUCCCUUCAGCUUUCACCUGUUUUGCUCUGUUUAUCAUCCCUGAGUCUCCGCGGUGGCUAGUAAUGCAAAGCAUGACUGCCAAAGCCAGGUUGGUGCUUCUCAAAACAACAGAAAAUGCAAAAGAAGCAGAGGAGAGAUUAGCUGAAAUACAACUAGCUGCAGGGCUCGCCAACGCUGAAAACCACGAGGAGAGAUCUGUAUGGCGUGAAUUACUAAAUCCGUCACCCGGGGUUAAACGGAUGCUCAUUGCAGGUUGUGGAAUUCAGAUUUUCCAACAAAUCACAGGAAUGGAUGCGACUGUGUAUUAUAGUCCUGCAAUCUUUAAAGAUGCCGGGGUCAAGAGCAGUUCGAAACUUCUUGCUGCAACAGUUGCUGUGGGGUUUACCAAAACAGUCUUCAUCCCGAUACCUAUUUUACUUAUUGACAAAGUAGGUAGAAAACCACUUCUUUAUGUGAGUACAAUUGGAAUGACUGCCUUUUUGUUCAUUCUGGGAUUAACUCUCUCUUUCCUGGGGAAUCGUCCAGUUGGGAUAAAGUUGGCCAUUCUCUGUGUAUGUGGAAAUGCAGCAUUCUUCUCAGUGGGAAUUGGUCCAGUUUGUUGGGUUUUGUCCUCUGAAAUCUUCCCUCUGAGGCUACGAGCUCAAGCAUCCUCCAUUGGGGCUGCGGGGAGUAGAGUCAGUAGUGGCCUGGUUGCCAUGUCUUUCCUAACCAUUUCUCAUGCUAUUACAGUUGGUGGAACCUUUUUCGUCUUUGCAGCAAUUUCAGCUCUUUCUGUUGCUUUUGUUUACAAGUGUGUCCCAGAAACGAAGGGGAAAUCACUAGAGCAAAUUGAAAAGCUUUUUCAGACUGAUAAGCACUGGAAAGGAGGCGAAGUGGAGCUUGGAGAUGUUGAGCAUCUAGUGCAGAAGCAAUGAUACUGGCUUGAAAAGCAAAUAUACACCAAUAAAUUGCUUUUGCCUCACAAACACUAGUGAGAAACUACAGAACCAAAGCUGAAUCUACUUUGUAAUGAAGCCUCAGCUGCUUUAUCAUAUUGCAUAUUGUCUUUUUUCUCAAAAUCAUGUUUCACAUAAGCCUGAUUUUUGU